Gamsiella multidivaricata is the source of this 2592-nucleotide messenger RNA. RefSeq names its product DDHD domain-containing protein. Lineage: Eukaryota; Fungi; Mortierellomycota; Mortierellomycetes; Mortierellales; Mortierellaceae. Bases 1 to 2592 code for a protein of 863 amino acids. The record is from RefSeq and is a predicted model, not a curated record. Gene Ontology annotation, molecular function: glycerophospholipase activity; metal ion binding. Gene Ontology annotation, cellular component: cytoplasm. The transcript is spliced from 8 exons.
AUGCUGUCCGUCUUCCAAACCAAAUCCGCAAAACUCGAGGCCGAGAAAAAACCCGAAUCUGGCCCCGAACCAGACCUUGCUGAACCCAUUGGGCCUGUUGCACCUGCUCAGCCUGCAGACAUCGCCAUGCCAGACACCGAUGCUCAGGCCGAGACUCUGCUUGCGCUGCAGGAGCAUGACCUUGAGCAUGAGGACGGCAUACCCCCUCCCCCUGAGCCAAUUCGAUGGUUCCAUGCUGUGGACUCACCUUUGACAAAGCCCCAUGAGCCCAGAAGGAAUCUAAAAACGCCUCCUCCGCCCAGAAAGCCUGCCACAACAUGGGUACCAUUCAGUAUCCGGGACUCCAAUGCACUCGAGAGGGCCUACCAAUUGACCCAACCUUCGCGCGAAGAAAGAGUUGUGUCGCAGGAGACAGCAGCAGGUGCAGAAGGUGCAGCAGUGGAUCAUACACAUCAGGAGCAGGUUGCAAGGCUUCAUGUGCCCGACCCCAAUGGACCGAACGUUUCAGCGUCGUUAUCAUCUUCGUCUGCAGGCACGUCCAUCCUCGUAAACGAGGAUUAUCUUUUUCAAGUGAACAUUCAGAAAAUGGAGAUCAAGCCCGUUUACUGGCUGGGGCCAACGUAUGAGGUCAGGCGAGCUGUGUGGUUCUUACAGCUGGACGGCAAAUUCGUCCCAUGCGAGGCCAAUCUAACUCAGCAGAUUGAAUAUGGAUACAACAAACAUCGGCCCUGGAUUGCUCCUCCUCCAACACUGGAUGCAUCGGGGAAGGAAGUGGUCGAAGUCAGACCCGAGAAAAGUUGGGCGCUUCUUGGCAAAUACAUCUCACAAUACGUCGUCUUUACUGACGCCCACCAUGCAUGGUUACUGAGCGAUGAUCUGAAAAGUAAAUUUGCAAAGACAAUAUUCACCAAAGUAUCUCUGACCGCGACACUAGGAGGGGCGCAUCUAAUUCGAGGUUACGAUGAGGUCGAAAAGUUUGUCUCCAAGAAGGCGUCCGAGGAUGCGGCCCAGAAAAAGAAGGAUGGUACCGACACAAAGAAGAAGGAAACUUCAGAGAUCCAGAAGAAAAGAGAAGCCGCACAGUCGCUGCAGCAAAAGACUAAGCGAUUGACAGAGGAAGAGAAGGAUACCAUCCAGGAGUCUCACGAGAUUGACGACUACUCAAAUGAGGAAGAGAACGAGGAGCGGACGAUCGACCACCUAGUGCUGGUGAUCCACGGCGUCGGACAAAAGCUGGGCGAUAGGAUGGAGGCCAUCAAUUUUAUCCACGAUGUCAAUGUCAUGCGACGGACUAUGAAGGAGACUGCGGCGACUUUUGUUCAGCAGUCGCCGGGAAAUGCGACGCCCAAGGACCAGGCUGGUGGUGCGGAAAAGGACAAGGAGGCGACGUCAAAGAUGGGAGGUUCAACUGCGUCCAAAAAUCCAUAUGCAGUACCGUCCGGAUCAGGAGUCCAGGUUUUACCUGUCGAGUGGAGAAGACAGAUUACAUUCGGCAUGGCAAACGAGGAUGAGGAACUUCAACGGGAUCUGAGCACACCAGAGGCCGAGGAGGGCUGCCCAACUAUGGAGGACAUUAUGCUGGACGGCGUGCCUACUAUUCGUAUGCUUGUUUCGGAUGUCCUGAUGGAUGUGCUCCUUUACAUGACGCCCAGCUAUAAGCGCAAAAUGAUGGAGGUUGUCACGAACGAGCUGAACAGGGUCUACAGAAGUUUCGUUCAUCACAACCCAGACUUCUUGCGCAGAGGUGGCAAGGUCUCAAUUCUAGGCCAUUCGCUUGGAUCACUACUCGCGCUCGACAUCCUGAACCAUCAACCCUUCAGCCCAAUGCAAUAUCAGCCCAUUCCUUCAUCGCCAGUGUACGAAAAGUUCAUCUCGUUCGACCAGGGGAUGUACAAUCCAGUGUCCCUGGACUUUCCGGUGACCAAUUUUUUCGCUCUCGGCAGCCCUAUUGGUCUGUUCUUGCUGCUCAAGGGAUGCAAAUUAGGUGCUAGGCUCUCGGACGCGAGCACCACAGAUCCAGUAGCACAUCGUGUGGAGCCGUUGAUCUCGCGAUCAUUUGGAUCAAAGACUCGACCAGCGCUUAUUCCGUAUCACAAGGGCGGUCUCAAAGGUCUUCAUAUCGGUAUUCAGGAUUUCAGCAACGACCUUGCGAAUCGAGCCAACACCAUGAUUGAGUCAGUCAAAAUGGGGAUCACCACCUCAAUGUUCACCCGUGCACUCGGAUUCCGGACCAACCCUAUGUCAAACGCAGCAGUGAUCCAUAGCGUCAAAGUACAGGAAGCUGGAGGUGCGUCCGGCUUGGCGAGCGAGACGGAGAUGAGCACGAUUAUUGAUGGAUCGGAACUUGUGGACGGAGCGCUCUCGCAGGCCAAUGGAUCGACGACGCCUAGAGUAACACCGGAGAUGAAUAGCAUGAUCAGCAAGGCCAAGGUCAAAGCCCUGAACAAGACUGGACGAGUGGACUGGUGUCUACAGGAGGGGGUGUUCGAAAACGCCUAUCUCUCGGCCCUCUCAGUUCAUAUGCAGUAUUGGUCCGACAGCGAUGUCGCAGCCUUUAUAAUCCGCCAGACCUACGACAUGGACUCUAAAUAG